CAGAGACUCACACACACUCACACUGUGUCUCUCAGGAGGUCUCCGAGCCUCUCAGUCAGCUUCUAGUGUUAUUGGCCGGUGGGGUCGGCGCUGCUGGUGCAGACAAGGAGCAAGUCUUACUCAUCAACACUUUCAUCAUCAGCUCAGACACACCAAGCGCUGCCGCUGCCUUCAACCCAACACAACGUCAUUUUGGAAGCGAGAGAGAGAGAGAAAGUGAUCCUCCCAGGUUGGGAAGUAACUCGCCUCCUUGUCGCUACUUCUGUCUGACUUUGCGCUCGCUCCAACCUGACAGCGCCGCUCCUGCACCUCCUGCACAUCGGGACCCCGGGCCGGACAGUAGCGCAACACUCGGACAAUUGUCACCGGCGCAUCUUGCUCUUGAGAGGCGUGAGCUCCGCACCGACUACUGCAGCAGCCACAGCAGCACCGGACGGAUUGUUGUAUUAUUAUUAUUAUUUGUGCGCUGACGACUGGGAGUGCAGCGACUUUCUACUCCUCCCCGUCUCCCUGGCUGUGGCUCGGUGCCCUCUCCUCCAGACUCGGCUGCCGGGCCAAGGGAAUGGGCGGAGGAAUCUGCCGGAGCUCCCGGGACUAGUGAAACGGCACCUUCCCCUAUUGCUGCUGCUGCUGCUGGUGCUACUGGGCUAAUCACCCGCCGCUUCUCUGCAAUCCAACUGGCAACUGAGCAACAUGAACUACAUCACCUCCAUCCUGGGCUAUCUGUUACUGCACCUGUUUGUCAUCUGCCUACAAGCCCAGGUAACUGUUCAGUCCCCACCUAAUUUUACACAGCAUGUGAGGGAGCAGAGCCUGGUGACCGACCAACUAAGCCGACGGCUCAUCCGAACCUACCAGUUGUACAGCCGGACCAGCGGCAAGCAUGUGCAAAUCCUGGCGAACAAGAAGAUUAACGCCAUGGCAGAAGACGGCGACCCACACGCCAAGUUAAUCGUGGAAACAGAUACGUUUGGAAGCAGAGUUCGCAUUAAAGGUGCGGAGACUGGUUACUACAUCUGCAUGAACAAAAAAGGGAAGCUGAUUGGGAAGACUAAUGGAAGGGGCAAAGACUGCGUCUUCUCGGAAAUUGUCCUUGAAAACAACUACACAGCUCUGCAGAAUGUCAAGUACGAAGGCUGGUUUAUGGCUUUCACAAGAAGGGGUCGCCCAAGGAAAGGGUCGAAGACAAGGCAACAUCAAAGAGAAGUCCACUUCAUGAAGAGGUUGCCAAAGGGACACCACACCACAGAACCUCAUAAACGUUUUGAGUUUAUUAAUUACCCUUUCAAUAGAAGAAGUAAAAGAACUCGAUAUUCAAGUUCUCGGUAGGACACGGUUUCUCACUACGUUCCACAGACUUCAUAAAAACAAAACAGACUACUCUAUUCUAAUAUAAAAUAAGAAUAAAAAAGAAAUCACGAACUAGCUGUUUUAUAUAUAAAUAUACAUAUAUAUAUAUAUUUUUGUUUUUACAAAAGAUGAUCUAUUUUUUUAUUCCUAUGAACCUUUUUUUUCUAAGAAAAGCGGAUGAAAUGUACGGACUUACAAAAAAAUUUGCUCUUCGUAUAGAUUUUAGUUUUUUUUUUUUAAUAACUAGCAAAAAAUGUUGUAGGUGAAGAUGGACCUGGGACCAAAAGUGCUACUUACAGACAAAACACUUAACCAAAAGAUAAAUAAGGAACCGGAAGAAGAACCUCAAGCAGGGUUUUUUUAUUUGUUCAAUUUCCUGAACUCCUUUGCAGAAGAGUUGAGUUUUUAUUCUUGAAUGCUUUUGAUUAUUCUUAAGAGCUGCUUUUUCAUAGAUUCAGUUUCCUUAAUGGAAACGUAGAAUGACCUGGUUGAAACAGGUUCUCAUGAUGAGCAAAAAUGUUGUGUUGUUUUUUUUUUUUCUGCCAACAAGGACAAAUCAUCUUUGACAUAAAAAGACCUCAAGACGUGCAACUGCAUGACGAUGAAAUGAAAUGCAUCCCAGUGGUAGGAAACAGUUGUAAGAAAUAGUCAUGAAAAAAGUAAUAAUAUUGUUAUUAUUUUUUUUAAAAAAAACACUGUACAAAUGUCAGUUGUCUGGCAAGACCUUUGUCCUUUUUUUCAAGGAUAUGUGUACAUAUUAAUAUUAAUGAUGGAAAUAUUUAUUUAAAUGUGUAUUAAAAUUUGUACUAGUAUUA
Molecule: messenger RNA, 2165 nt
Organism: Xenopus laevis (African clawed frog)
Lineage: Eukaryota; Metazoa; Chordata; Amphibia; Anura; Pipidae
Gene: fgf8.L
Product: fibroblast growth factor 8 L homeolog
Cellular component (GO): extracellular region
Molecular function (GO): growth factor activity
Source: RefSeq, marked provisional